Molecule: messenger RNA, 4522 nt
Organism: Paramecium octaurelia
Lineage: Eukaryota; Ciliophora; Oligohymenophorea; Peniculida; Parameciidae
Source: the annotation of a GenBank genome assembly
AUGAAUUAAAUGGAUGGAUUGAUUGAAGAGAACACUCAAUUAAAGAAGGCCAUUAUAUCCUCAAAAGCUGUCAUAUCGAGGAAGAUAAGUAAUAAAAUCAUAGAAUCAUUUAGAUGAAUUCGAAACAUUAUAAGCUAUUAAUGAUGAAUUGAAGUAACAAGUUGAUAAAUUGAAAUUGGAUAAUAAUGAAUUGAACCAAAAAUUUAGAAUUGCGCUUCAUGAAAAAAAGCAGACUGAAUAAUAAUUUGAUAAUGCGAGCAAGAAUUGGAAAUUGUUGAUUGAACAAAAACAAAGAGAAUUGGAAGAUAUUUAAAAUAAAUUGAGUCCAUCCUUUGAUUAGGAUAUGAUUAGAAUUAAAUUGCUAAAUGAAUUAGAAAUACCACAUAGAUAAUAACUUGAAGUUAAAUAGAUUGAAAUUGAAAAGCUAAAUGAAGUUAUUUAUCAACUGAAAAGAAGUUUGGAUCUUGAAAUUGCUAAAGUUGAAACAACCAAAUUAGAAAGUGCCAAAGAAAUUAAACUACUUCAGGAUCGAUUCAAAUUGGACAUGUCAGAUUAACAACAUUAGAUUGAAGAACUUACAAAAAUGAUAGAAGACAGUAAAGAUAGAGAUGUAAUUAGGAGACUAAGAAAAGAUUUAGAUGAAUAUAAAUUAAAAUUUAAUAAUGCAGACACUGAAAAUUAAGAAUUAAGAAAUGAGAGAGACAAAAUAAGAGAAGAGAAAAAUUAAAUCAUGAUUAAAUUCGCCAGAUAAAUAGAUUAAGAAAGAAAUGAUAAACGUUAAUAUAAAAGUGAUUUUGAUAAAAUACAAGUGAGAACCAGAUUUAUUGAAGAUGAAUUAAGAAAGGAGAAGCAAAGAAGGGAGUAAGUGUCUACUGAUUUUGAAAUAAUGAAAACAGAAAAAGAUUAAUUAUUAACAGAAAUAAGAAAGAAGGAUGACACCAUUCAUUAUCUACAGAGAAAAAUUGGAGAUAUGGAAGAAGAAUAAUUGGAAUAAGAAUAAAAGGUUUAAGAUAAGUUAACUCGUCUUUAUUAAGAUGAGCAUGACAAGUAUUUAUAAGAGAGAAAUAAAGCGGUCACAUUAUAGAAAGAUCUUGAUAAUUUAAAAAAGCGGUUUAGUGAUUUACAAGAUGAUUACAAAAUACUAAAGGAUAGAUACUUAAAGGAAAAUACUGAUAAUAAGGAUAACAACAAAAUUUAAAAUGAAGAAUUGGAGAAAUUAAAGAAGAUUGUGUCCUAGUAACUCAAAGACAUAGGUGAUUUAGAAAGAUCAAAUAAAAAUAGAGAAGAAUAAAUACAUGACAUUGAAAACGAAAAUGAAACCUUGAAGAGAAGAAACAGAGAACUACAACAUAGAAUCUAAUUAAUUGAAGUUAAUCCUUUACCUUCUCCUCAAUAAACAUAGAUGAUAUAUAAUUAAUCAUUAUACCCAAGUUUUGCUUAAGUCCCUCAAUAUGCUUAAUAGAUUUAAGAAUAAUAUGAGACUAAACCUAAACAAAACACAGUUGCACAAUAAGAAAAUGAACCUUAAAAUUAAAAUUACACUUAGGCAUAAAAGUAGAGUAUUUAAUAGAUUACAGAAGAAAAUAGAUCGUUGAUUCAGAAAAAUAAAAAGCUUAAUAAGAAAUUAAAGGAAGCUAAUGAUAAAAUUUUAGAGCUUUCGAUGAAAAAUACUCUUUUAGAAAAGUAAUUAUAAAGAUAGUACUCUGUCCCUUCUGUAGCAUAUUAAGGAUAAUAAGGAAAUUAUACUCAUUCACAAUCUCCUCUCAGAUAUCCCUAUGAAGACUAUGAAUAGAAAGAUACUAGACAAUAUUAGCAAACUCAUACUGAUACGAGGUUGGAUCGAUUUGAUAAAUAAGAUAGGUAUACUUAACCCAAUUAAGAGAGAUAUUAAUAGAGAAAAAUAUCUGGAACAAAUUAAUAAUCUAAAUAGGGUUAUUAAAAUGAGAUUCAUGAGGAUGACUUACUUAAUAAAGUAAUGAUGCUUACUAAUAAUAAUACUAAUUAGCCUAAAUAUUGGUGAGUUUACUAUUUAUUUAAUAAAAACUUAAGUUAAAUUUAUAUAAUUUAUAAUUCAAAUAAUGCUUCUUUUCAUAUUACUAUCAUAGACAUUAGCUUGUUAAGGUACUCACAUGCAUCUUAUCUAGAUCAGAAUUGUAUUGAAUGUAAUUAACCUACAAUUUGCACUGCUUGUGUAUCAAUUUUGACCAAACUCUUAGGUUUAGCCCUUAUUAUUAAGCAAUAAUCAAUGUGUCACCAAUUGUCCAACAAAUUAUUACCCGGACAUAAUAAAUAAUGUGAAAUAGUGUUUAAAAUGCAAUGAUAAAUGUUUGGAAUGUUAAAAUGGAUCUCCAACAGGUUGUACUAAAUGUGUGAAGCCUUUGAGAUUAAUGUGUGGCAAUUGUUUGGACAGUGAGAUAGACUCAGAAUGUUCUGAUUGUAGUUCCCAAUGCGUAAAAUGAUAUCCUAAUUCUAAGAUAACAUGUUUUGGUAAAAGUCCAUCUGAAUGCUAUCUCUGCAAUCUUCCUAAUUUUCAUUCUCCAAACAAUGACAGUUGCGAAUUAACAUGUGAAUUCCCAAUGUAUGGAGAUGUGUAUGACUUCUAAUGCAAAGAAUUCUGCCCCUUUGGCACCUAUGGUUAGCCAAUUUCGAGACAAUGUUUGCCCAAUUGUCCAGACCCGUAUUUUAAAAAUGAAUUGAAUACCAAUUGUGUGAAAGAAGUAUUUUUUAAUUCAAUUUUCUAAGUGCCCCAAAGGUACUUAUCCCUUAGAUAGAUCUUGCUAGAUUUGCAAUUCCACUUGUGAAACAUGUUCUGGGGGAGAGUCAACUGAGUGUCUAUUAUGCAAGGAAGGCUUUUAUAUGUAUGAUCAACUGUGUGGGGAAUGUAAAAGUUAAUAAUACUCAAACAAUGAAACAAGAACAUGUGUUAAUUAUUUAACAUAUUCUCUUAAUAUUUUGGAAGCUCAUGAGUCAACUAUAGUUUUUGAAAUCUCAUUUUCUAGCAGCAUCAAUCCAAAAACACUUGAUAUAAACUCACAGAUAAUUGUUGUGGAUGUAGAUCAGGCAUAAUAUAAAAUGUAAGUUAUGAUUUACAUAGAUAAGGACAUUAAGUUCUGUUUAAGAUGAUUAAUUCUUUAUAAUUACCUUGGAAUUUUAUAUAUCUCACAGAAUUACUCAAAUCUCUUGUAAUUUUACAAAUAAUAUUAUGAAUGAAGAUAAAACCCCCAUUCAAUAGUCAUCAGCCAUUUAGGAUUUGGAUAUACCUGCAUAGUUUAUUCCACCUGAAAAGGAAGCCAAUAAUAAAUAGAUCAAUACGUAUUUGAUAAUCAGUUAUUUGUCUUAUUUUUGCUUUUUGUUUCUCCUAUGUCUAAUCUUAAGAACUCAAAGAAGAAUGUUCUACUUGAUUAUCAACAACCUACAAUUCGUUCAGGUAAUGAUUUUUAUCAAUUUUACUUAUUCAACCCUUGCUUUAAACUCCCUCAAACUUCUGGAUAUUGUAAAUCUAAGGAGAAUACCAGCAAUUGGGGUUUCAGAGGAUGGAAUAAUAUUGUACUUCUUCAAUACACCUAUUUACAAUUAAAUUCCAAACAACAAUUUGCUUUAUAAUGCAGGUUAUUAUUACAAUUUCAUAGCAAAUGGAGGAAUAUAAAUACUGGGAAUAUUGCUCAUAUUUUGGCUUGUUUGGAUAAUCAGUUACAUUUUGCACAAUUUAUACUAGAUCAAUAAUAAAUUAGAAACAUUGAAGAUCUACAGAGCUAUGCAUGAAGGCAGUAAUGAUUUGCUGGUUCGUGUGCAUGAGUUUCUCUAUUUUCCUUUGAUUCUCAUUUCCAUUUUGUAAUUGUGGGGAUAUGAUUUUAGUUCUGAUAUCAACAUAGCCUCAUUUGUAUUGUCCAUAGUCACUAUUUUGUAUUAUCUUUUAUAUUUCAGAAGCGUAUACAAAUCAUAGUUUCUUGAUCUAGAUCAAUAGGAAAUGGAAAAUAAAUACUUCACAUUCUUUUCAGAUUUCAAAUAAACAAAUUACAUCAAAAAGAACUAUGAAUUCAUUAAUUACUUUAUGAAAACCAGUAUUGCAUGUUCUCUAAUUUUGCUCAACAAUUUCCCUUAUAUCCAGUUUUCUAUUUCAAUAACUUUGAUUGUCCUUUACUUCUUACUUCUAAUUCAAAGAAGACCUUACUAAAGGGAUAUAAUGAACUAUUCAGCCAUUUUUGGAAAUCUUAUCAUGGUUGGUUUAUAUUCAACAGCAAUUGUAUAAGAAGUGGAAUAUCAUGCUUAGAACAAGGAUAUUGUUAUAAAAACUUCAGAUGAAUAAUAAUAAUACAAUUUUGGAUUAGCCUUCAUGAUUUUAGUUUAAAUUAUUCUUGGGUUCUAUGCAAUCACCUUUAGUUUCAAUAAAUUCUUGGACUAUUUGAAGUACUUGGAAAAACAACCACAAUCAGGAAAGAGUUUCUUAUAAAAGAUGGGAAAAGUCUUCUUUUCAGAUAAAAUGCAAGAAGUUGAAUUGGGUAACAUGUCUUUUACAAAUUGA